This is a messenger RNA of Centruroides sculpturatus (bark scorpion), 2844 nucleotides long. RefSeq names its product 7SK snRNA methylphosphate capping enzyme-like. Bases 182 to 1894 code for a protein of 570 amino acids. Gene Ontology annotation, biological process: snRNA modification. The transcript has 5 exons. The record is from RefSeq and is a predicted model, not a curated record. Gene Ontology annotation, molecular function: RNA methyltransferase activity; O-methyltransferase activity; snRNA binding. Lineage: Eukaryota; Metazoa; Arthropoda; Arachnida; Scorpiones; Buthidae.
UCGCGACCUCACAAGCGAAUUAAAUUUCGUGUAAGAAUGUGCUUUUCUGUCGAUCGUACAAGUCAAUUUGAUUAUAGAUUGAGGAGUUUAUUUGUACAGAAACGUGAUAAAAGACCGAGGUCGAUAAUCUCGAAGCAGCUGAUAUAAACAAAACCACGUGUUCGUAUAGGAAAUCGCUGAAAUGGCUUCGAGCACGUCAUUAGAAACUAUUGUUCAAGUGAAUGAAUCCGCGCAGAGGUAUCUUUGUCAAUCGAUGAAUUUCGCAACCGAUGACAGACAAAAUUACGAUAAAAUGAGGAUGGCGAAGAUGUCACGUAAGACUAGCGUACCUGCUAAGAAGAAUUUGCCCAAGCAGGAGAGUACCAAUCACGGUCAUCAACACAAAUGGUUGACAGGUAAACGAAGACAUACCUUUAGUGGUGAAAAAUUUCCGCCAAAGAAAAGAUAUCGUGGGAAUGUUAUUGUUCCGCCGACAAAAUUUUUGCUCGGUGGUAAUAUUAACGAUCCGCUUAAUUUGGAAAGUUUAGCCGACGAAGAAGUUAAUAAGAGAGUAAAUCAGGUUACUCCGUAUUCUUCUCCGAUCCCGACACCCAAAUACCGUACUCAAGUCGAAGUACUCAUACCGACAAAUAUAAAUGAUCCGUUAAAUCUUAAUACAGGGGAAGAUAUAGAAUUUAAUUUAGUUUCUCCAAAAUCCAAAAAGAAUAGAAGGAAUCGUAGUCGUAAAAAGGAAGCAACCGAAGUUAUUGAAGACAAAGUCGAGGAUGUACCAGUUGCCGAAGAGAAAGAAAAAGAAGUUGAAUUGCCAAUAAAAACCACCACAGAAGAUCUCAAAAAUUUACAUAUUCCUACUUCUAAGAGUGAAGAACGAGUGGUUGAUAAAAUUGUAUCGCCUGUUGUUCCGCAAGGUUCCCCGUCAAAGUUCCCUCGUAGAUAUCAUAGGAGUAUAUCAAGAGAAAAUGUUGAAGGUGUGAAAACAGCCACCACAAAAAGUCAGAGAAAACGACAUAAGCAACGUAAGAAGCAGCCCGAUCAAGUUAAAUAUCGUGAGAAAGAUGAACAGUUUCGAUAUGGAAAUUACAACCGUUAUUAUGGAUAUCGCAAUCAGCACGGUGAAGAUCCUCGAUUGAAAUGUAUGAAAAAGAAGUGGUUUGAAGGAAAAGAUGUGUUGGAUAUUGGUUGCAAUGUUGGUCAUUUUACUCUUGAGAUUGCCAAAAACUUAGGUCCAAAAAAGAUCAUCGGUUUAGAUAUCGAUCCUGCUUUGAUCAAAGUUGCUCGGAAAAAUGUACGUCAUUAUAUUUCUACGCAAAUGUUAGGAAAUGAAGUAUUUCCAGUUUCAAUGGCUGUGUGUUAUGGACCUGUAGCUCGUACAACUUUACCUUUUGGAUCAAAACAACCAGUCUCAUUUCCAAACAAUAUAUUCUUUGUACAGGGAAACUAUGUAUUGGAAUCAGAUGAAUUUUUGGAAAUGCAAAGGCCCGAAUUUGAUACUAUCUUAUGUUUGAGUCUUACUAAAUGGAUACACUUAAAUUGGGGUGACGAAGGUGUGAAAAGAGUUUUCCGGAGAAUGUUUGCUCAGUUGCGACCGGGAGGAAGAAUGAUUCUGGAAGCACAACCAUGGCCUUCUUAUGUUCGCAAAAAGAAGUUAACGGAAACUACUUUUAAAAAUUAUUUGUCGAUACAAAUGAGACCUGAGCAGUUUAAUGAAUAUCUAUUAUCAAAAGAAGUUGGAUUUAGCACAUGUGAAUUAAUUGAUGCACCAGCUCAUCCAUCAAAAGGUUUUUGUCGGCCAAUAUAUUUGUUCACUAAGGGAGUAACAUCUCCAAGAGAAGAGUCAAUAGAAAGUCAAGAAGGAAAAUCAGCUAAUUCUAAAAAAGAAACUGUGGAUAAAUGAGAGUUUGUAUAUAGGGUGUCAAGACAAAAUUGUUCUAGCCAUUUUCUCACUAAAUUUUGGAUUUACAGAAAUUUUCAAGGUUUUUAUGGCAGAAGAAAGACUUUUUCGUUAAACUUAUUAAAAAUUAUGAAAUUUUUAGAGUACAUAUUAUAAACUUAAUUAGAUGAUACCUGCUAAGGUCACUAAGAAACUUGUAUGUGACAAAAUAAAAUUAACACUAGAAAAAUGAAAUCCAAUUUUCAUGAAAUAAUACAAGAUCAUCCAAAAAUUAAAUUUUUUAUCAUGAUGACUUCAACAAUAAAAUCACAUUGUGCUAAACUUCAUUUUUUAGAAUUAUUUACUUGUUUUAUAAAAAUUGGAUUUUCUCUUAUGGUGUUAACUUAAUUUGUCAUGUACUGUCUUUCAAUAAGAAACCAAAUAAAGUGGAUAAAUAAAUCAAAUAAUUUGAAACGAAAACUUUUGUAGUUUGGCUAUAAUUAGAAAAUGUUUGUUUGUUGUAAAUAAUACUGGAUUAUAAAGGUUUUUGUUUCAAAUUUUUAAUUUUUCUAGUGGCCUUGGAAAUGGUAUAUAAAAAAGGUAAAAAUUUAUCUUAAAAUUUAGAUUAAUUUUUUUCUUUACUACAAGUUUAAUGUAAUAUACAAAAAUACAAUUCUUUUUCCAAGAGAAAAACUUUUAAAAUUUUCAUAAUCCUAAUUAGCAAGAAAUAUCCCAGGAUAAUUUUAUCUGGCACCUUAUAUAACUUGUACAUUUUUACAGUCUUCACACAAAGGAGAUUCUAUCACCUGCUAACAUUUCUUCACUGUGUGCCACUUAAAACAAUUCAUCUGUGAUCCAAUCACCUUGCUGUGUUGUAUUUCACAAUAGUUGGGAUAAUUUCCUUUUAUAGCUGUUCAUGCAAAAUAUAACAUUUGACUUGGGUUAAUUGUGAAAUAAAUUUUAUUUAGAAUGAA